AGGGACAGGGAACUAAAUAUAGAGAAGUCACAUAUGUGGAGAGUAUUGAGGGGAAAAACCAGUGAAAAGUCCUUUGGGGCUUUGGGGACGUACUGGUCGGGUCAGCGGAGUCAGUCCACCACUUCAUGUCCGAUAUUGAGAGUAAAAUGCAGAUAAAAAGAAUGGGAAGAAAAAAAAUACAGAUUUCUCGUAUCCUGGACCAGAGGAAUAGACAGGUGACCUUCACCAAGCGUAAGUUCGGUCUGAUGAAGAAGGCGUACGAGCUGAGCGUGCUGUGUGACUGUGAGAUCGCCCUCAUCAUCUUCAACAGCACCAACCGCCUGUUCCAGUACGCCAGCACCGACAUGGACAAGGUGCUGCUCAAGUACACGGAGUACAGCGAGCCGCACGAGAGCCGCACCAACACAGACAUACUGGAGACUCUGCGCAGGAAGGGCCUCGGCCUCGACAACGCAGAGAUCGACCCUGAGGAGAGCGCGCAGGUGGCUGCAGACAAAUAUCCUCUCAGCGAGGGCAUGGAUCUCUCUGUGGCACGCCAGCGCUUCUACGCUCCUUCCCUGCUCUCACCCGAGGCCCAGUUCCUGGUGUCUGCAGGCUGUGAGAACGGCUUCCCCAACUGCUCUGCAGCCGGCGCGGCGUCCCACAGACCCCCUGGAUAUAAAUCUGCCGGCUCCAGACCCGGCUCUGCCAGCCCUGCUGCAUCACACGCUCACACCGCGUUCAUGUCUCCACACUCUGGUAUUGGCUACUCCGUGUUGUCCCACGGCAACCUGAACCGAGCUCUGGACAUGAAGAGUCCUCCGUCUCUGAACCUGGGCGGCGAGAACCUGCGGGGGGACGCUGCUAAUCAGGCCAUGGGCGCCACACGUGUUAACCACAACUCUGCUAGGGGUCUCCUGUACCAGGGUCUGCACACUGGGAGCUCCAUGAUGGCCAUGGGCAAGUUGGGCCACAGCUUGGGAGGCUACAGCCUUCCCUCCCCUGGAACCCCCCCUGAGUACAGCCAACCUGGUUUUUAUCACUCUGUUAGUCUACAGCGAGGAGCAGUGAACCCCUGGCAAACAGUUCAGCUGCCUCAGGAGCACCAUAUAAGUCCCGGGAUGUCCAGUGGGGGGUGCUCCUUCCCUUCUCAGUGUUGCUCCUCAGCCUCCCCACAUCUGCCCUCCCUGACCCUGAGCAUCAAAUCUGAGCGCAGCUCUCCGGAGCACAGGUCCUCGCCCCCCUCCCCUCCUCUGCACCACCUCAGACAGCAUUCUCCAAUCAGCGACCUGGGCUCAGCCUGCCUCAGCCCUCCAGAAACCCGGGCGGCCAAUGAGACGAAGGAGUAUCCCAAAGCCGGCUUCCCACAGGAUGAGAAGGAAGGAGGGCAGCCGCUGAGGCAUUUAGAGAUGAGUGACGGCUGGCAGAGAUAG
Molecule: messenger RNA, 1412 nt
Organism: Limanda limanda (common dab)
Lineage: Eukaryota; Metazoa; Chordata; Actinopteri; Pleuronectiformes; Pleuronectidae
Gene: mef2b
Product: myocyte enhancer factor 2b
Exons: 9
Coding region: 126-1412 (428 amino acids)
Biological process (GO): positive regulation of transcription by RNA polymerase II
Molecular function (GO): protein dimerization activity; DNA-binding transcription factor activity, RNA polymerase II-specific; RNA polymerase II cis-regulatory region sequence-specific DNA binding
Source: RefSeq, a predicted model, not a curated record